AUGAUUUCUUGUGUAUUUUUAUUUUCCCCAAUUUUUUUCUUUCUUUCUUUCUUUCUUUCUUUCUUUCUUUCUUUCUUUCUUUCUUUCUUUCUUAACACAUCAAUAAAAGUGAUCGAUCUUCACAUAUGUUUUCAUUCUGUUGAUAGAUCUCCACACUCUCUCUUUCUUUCUUUUUUCUUUCUUUCUUUCUUUCUUUCUUUUCUUUCUUUUUUUCGCAUCAGAUCGAUAAAAAUGAUAGCUUUUCUUACCUCGUUUUUUUUUUUUUCUUUUUUCUUUUCUUUCUUUCUUUUCUUUCUUUCUUACCAAAUCGAUAAAUGUGAUAUACAUUACCAUUUUUCUUUCUUUUCUUUCUUUCUUUCUUUUUUUUCUUUCUUUUCUUACCAAAUAGAUAAACGCGAUAUUUUCGCUUUCUUUCUUUUCUUUCUUUCUUUCUUUCUUUCUUUCUUUCUUUCUUUUCUUACCAAAUCGAUAAAAAGCAAUAUAUAUUACCACUCAUUCUUUCUUUCUUUCUUUCUUUCUUUCUUUCUUUCUUUCUUACCAAAUCGAUAA
Messenger RNA from Acanthosepion pharaonis, 549 nucleotides. NCBI's taxonomy places the organism in Eukaryota, Metazoa, Mollusca, Cephalopoda, Sepiida, Sepiidae. The record is from the annotation of a GenBank genome assembly.